This is a messenger RNA of Hibiscus syriacus, 1056 nucleotides long. RefSeq names its product transcription factor bHLH19-like. The record is from RefSeq and is a predicted model, not a curated record. The transcript is spliced from 4 exons. Lineage: Eukaryota; Viridiplantae; Streptophyta; Magnoliopsida; Malvales; Malvaceae. Bases 1 to 1014 code for a protein of 337 amino acids. Gene Ontology annotation, molecular function: protein dimerization activity.
AUGGAAAUUUCUUCAGGCAAAUGGUUAUCUGAACUGGAAAUGGAAGAUCCCACGCUAUUCCCACACCAAUACCAGAUGAUGAACCCUAUUGACUAUUCAUUCCAUGAUAUAAAUUUCAACUCUCUCUCUUCUGAAAACUAUGCAUGCAAUCCAUGUAUCGAUGGUGAUUCAUUCGUUGAAGCUUCUCAUGAGAUUGACGACUUUAAAAGGCCAAUGAAACAACUCAAAGCCAACAGUUGGAACUCUAGCAUUACAGAAAAUCACAUCCCACCACAACCAAAGGCGGCAUCGUCGUCGUCGUCUUCCCAUAUAAUCUCCUUCAGCAACUCGAAUUCAUCGCCUGCGACAUUCUAUGACGUGAAACCCAAAACUGAGGUGGGUAAUUAUUGGGAUGGAAAUAUGGGAUUCAGGGAGCAGUAUUGUUCAAAUAAAUCUGGGCAGGUUUCGAGGUCAAGGAGUCCGGUACAUGCUCAAGAUCAUGUAAUUGCAGAACGAAAACGCCGUGAAAAGCUUAGCCAGAGUUUCAUUUCUCUUUCAGCACUUAUUCCUGGCCUCAAAAAGACAGACAAGGAUUCAGUUCUUGGAGACGCUAUCAAGUACUUGAAACAACUUCAAGAUCGAGUUAAUGUGCUUGAGAAACAAGUUGCUAACAAAACAACGGAAUCAGUGAUCUUUGUAAGGAAAACCCAGAUUUAUGCAGAUGAUGAGACGAUAUCUUCGUCCAAUGAGAAUUCCGAUGGCCGAUCUAACGAUGCCUUCCCUGAAAUCGAAGCGAGAGUUUCCGAUAAGGACGUGCUGAUUAGGAUUCAAUGCAAGAACAACAAAGGGUGCAUAACAAACAUAAUAAACGAGGUCGAAAAGCUUCAUCUCUUUGUACUCAAUACCAGUGUCUUGCCCUUUGGACAAGCCACUCAUGACAUAACCAUUGCUGCACAGAUGGAAGCAGAGUUUUCAAUGACAGUGAAGGAUCUUGUGAAAAGCCUUCGAGUAGCUUUGCUCAAGUUCAUCAAGUGAUGAAAUUGCAACACUAUGUUCACAUUAAGAGAAGAAAUUUGG